Molecule: messenger RNA, 6370 nt
Organism: Papilio xuthus (Asian swallowtail)
Lineage: Eukaryota; Metazoa; Arthropoda; Insecta; Lepidoptera; Papilionidae
Gene: Zir
Product: dedicator of cytokinesis
Exons: 40
Coding region: 145-6078 (1977 amino acids)
Biological process (GO): positive regulation of GTPase activity; small GTPase-mediated signal transduction
Molecular function (GO): guanyl-nucleotide exchange factor activity
Source: RefSeq, a predicted model, not a curated record
AAUAACUGACAACUGUCAAAUAAAUAUCGAUGUUUGUUGAAAUUGAAAUGUUUCUAUAAACAAUACGUUAACUUUUAUAUUGCAUAUAAAAUAAGUGUUAACAUAAAACAGUUUUGCUUGAAAACUGUAAGGUGCUGCAUUUAGAUGACACUGGGACGCAAAUAUCAGAAUUGUUCCGGGAAUGCUGGGGAUACUCGUAAGGUCUAUGCUAGCCAGUCGAAGUCGGGUUCUCUUUCGGGGUGCUCCUCUUCAAUAUCUCUGUGCGACAUGAUCGAGCCACCGGACUACGAGGAGGUGUGCGAGCGGUUGAUGGGGGAGAAGGACCCGCUCGCAUACCCCACCAAUGACAUUGAACUGGUCACCGUGCCCCGUAGGAUACGGACCUUAAAGCAUAUACUGCCUGAUGAAGACCUGACGAAGGCGCCGAUGUUCGUACGUGACUGUAUAAGAUGUUAUACAUCAGACUACACGGUUGUGGAGUACAAGUACCGCAUGUACUCCGGCUCGGCGGGCGGUCGCGAGCGGCUCGCCGAGCGGCUCGAGCGCUUGCUCAGCGCACCGCCGCAUUACUAUGAAGUGGACGCGGAGCCAUGUGCAGUGCUUGAUGAUUUAGCUUUGCAGCAACAAUUUGAAUCUCAGCCAUCAAGUGGUCGACAGUCAGUAGCUUCAAUAACAUCUUCGCUGUCAUGCAAUGAGACUCUCACCCCGCGCGGCUCCUGGGCCAGCCUCGACUUGCAGAGCUCCUCCUCUGAUCCUCUCAUACCUGAUCUCUUCGAGAAGAAACCUCCAGAGCAAAUGGACGCAUUAAAUGAGGCUAGAAGGUUGGAGAACCGUCAGGCGGAUCUGCUGGGGCUGUACUCCCCCUGUCUGGACGAGGAGGAGGCGGUGGAGCGCCGGCUGGCGGCCGAGAUGCCCUGCGAGGUGAUGGGACACAGGAUAUUGGUUGUCUGCCAUCAGCUCAAGUUGGAACUAGAUGUGGAACCUCUUUUCGCUUCUAUGGCAUUAUUUGAUGCGAAAGAAAAAAAGAAACUGUCAGAAAACUUCUAUUUCAACUUAAAUUCGGAGAGCACACGUCAGAUGUUGUCAGGACACGUGGCCCACGCUGACGUGUCCACAUUGAGCCGCAGCGCUGUCUUUGACAUCGUCAACCCCUCGCCUGAUAUAUUCCUCGUCGUCAGAGUCGAGAAAGUUCUGCAGGGAGAUGUCAAUGAAUGUGUUGAACCUUAUAUUAAAGACGAUAAGAACCGUGAGAAAGUGCGUGCGGGUGCGCAGGCGGCGUGCAACCGCCUGGGCAAGUACCGCAUGCCGCUGUGCUGGAGCGCCGUGUCUCUGCUCAACAUCCUGAGCGGCUCCAACAGUCUUGAGCGCGACGCGGACAAGGACGCCCUCCCCAACAACAACAACAAUGCUAACACCAACAGCCUAGAUCGCAAGGCGUCAUCCAGCAGUUUGGAGCAGCUGCGUCGCCGCGCCGGCGAGGUGGGCGGCUCUCUGACACGCAAGGGCUCCAUAGAGCGACGUGCGCUGCCCGCACAGCAGGCGGACGAGCUGGUCGCACAUCUCGACACCUUCAAACCUAUCGUCAUCACUGUCACCAGCUUCUUUAAGCAGGAAACUGACAAACUUCGUGAUGAAGAUUUGUACAAGUUUCUUGCCGAAAUAAAACGACCCAGUUCAGCGCCUAAGAAGUUGAAAUGCAUUCCCGGAACACUGAAGAUUGAAGUGUCGCCCUGUCCCGAUGAGAUCAAGAAUGGCUUAACACCGGAAUUAGCUAAAUUGAAUCCUUAUGGAGACGAGGGCGUGCGACCUUGCAAGGAGGUGCUGGGGUUCCCGCCGCAGAGUGUUCCUGCGCCGCACCUGCAGUACCGCAACCUGCUCUACCUGUGGGUGCGAGACUUCAACCUCGCCGCCUACACCUCGCGCACUGGAUCCGCCAGGAACAUCACAGUCCGUGUACAACUGAUGUGUGGAGAGGAGCAAGCCUCAGCGUUGCCGGCCAUCUUCGGCCGCAGCUCCUGCCCCGAGUUCAGCACUGAGGCGUACACAACUGUGCUCUAUCACAACAAGAAUCCAUCUCUAUACGAUGAGAUAAAGUUGAAGCUUCCUGCGGAUUUGGGUGACCAGCACCAUCUGCUGUUCACGUUCCUGCACGUCUCCUGUCAGAGGAAGCCCGUCCCACCCGAGCAGGAGAAGAGUGUGGAGACCCCUGUCGGGUACUCGUGGUUGCCGCUGUGCCGGAACGGGAAGUUGACGUGCGGAGAGUUCAGCCUGCCGGUGAUGCAGGAGGAGCCGCCGCCUAACUACAGCUACAUCUUCCCUGACGUGCUGCUGCCCGGCACGCGCUGGAUAGACAACCACAAACCAAUAUUCACCAUAUCACUGGACGCUCACACCACCGUGCACCCAUUGGACGGGUACAUAGAGAGGUUUGCGAUGGCGUGCGAGGCUGUACAGGAGGGCAACAUUCCUCCGAGGAUAGGACUCGCCAACAUGGAGGCUGAGCUGCGCGCCAGUAUAUCAGAGCUGCGUCACGCUAACGUGGAGGUGGUGGCGCGGUACCUGCCGGUGGUGUGUGACAAGCUGGUGCAGCUGCUGGCGGCGCCCCCCGCACUCGCCGGACACACGCUCAACAUCGCGCAGGACGUCUUCACCUGCCUCGCACAGAUAUUCACCGACAUCACAAAUAUGAACGAAGGUGCGUCCUGUGAUGCACACGGACGCAGCAGCCUCAUCACCUGCUAUGUGCAGUACCAGUGCACCAUCCCCAGACCAUCACUCGCCGACGCUGACAUCGGCCUGCCUCUGCCGCCCUCCGUGAUGAGCGACGGUUCAUGCAAGAUCCUGCACGAGGAGCUGGCGCUGCAGUGGGUGGUGGCCAGCGGAGCUACCAGAGACCUCGCCAUGCACAACUCAUGGUCGCUGUUCGAGCUGAUGAUAAAGUCGAUGGUGGAGUACUUGUACUGGAGCGGCGCGCACGAGGCUCCCCGCAAGGCGCGCUUCCCCGACCAGUUCACUGACGACCUCACCACACUCGUUAACAACGUCACCGCAGAGAUCAUCUCCAGCUACGGCAGCAACAGCCGCCUGACGCAGAGCCUCAACAACAGUCUGGCUUUCUUCCUGUUUGACUUGCUGAGUGUGAUGGACCGCGGUUACGUGCUGGCGCUGGUCCGCGGCUACCACAAGCAGAUGUCCGCCAAGAUCGCCUCCCUCCCGGAUGCUGUACCUCUCGUGCACUACAAGUUGGCUUUCCUCCGUAUCAUCUGCUCGCACGAGCACUACGUGUCGCUGUGCCUGCCUGCGGGCGGGGAGGGGGAGCUGCUGGAGGCGGAGUGCACCCCGGGGGGCGGAGGCGCCUCCCCGCGCUCGGGCUCCACCUCGCAGGCGCCCCCGCUGGCGCUCAGCGCAGACUUCCGGUCGCGGCACUACCUCGCCGGACUGUUGCUGGCUGAUCUCACCUCGGCGUUAGAACUGCAGAGCCCGGUGCUGCAGCAGGCGGCGGUGAACGGUGUGCUGGCGCUGCUGACGGCGCACGACGCAGACCCGCGCCUGCAGCCCGCCGCACUGAAGGCACGCGUCGCCAGCCUCUACCUGCCGCUGCUCGGCAUCGUCAUGGACGCGCAGCCUCAGCUGCACAGAGGAUUCACCACCGGGAAAGAAUCAUUACAAUUAGACGGUGAAUUAAGUCAGUUCGGCAAUUUCUACAUCACAUCAUCACCGGAAGAUUUUAAACAGAACGGUCGUCCUCCGUUCAACAGUGAGACGAGCCGCAACCUGCUGAUGUGUCUGGCCUGGGUGCUCAAGUGGACGUCGCGUGACGUGCUGGCUGCCUGCGCCGCUGACCUGCCAGCACCACGUCUGCAUCAGCUGUUGGCCCUCCUUGACCUUUGCUUCAAGUGUCACGAGUACAAGGGUCGUAAAGAAAUACUAAAGUGUGCGCAGCAAAAUGUUCGUAAGACAACAGAUAUUAAAGCGAAACUAGAGGACGUUAUACUGGGACAGGGCUCCGCUCGCAAUGACUUUAUUAUGAGACGUAAAGGUGGUUCGUCAGGUCGCGGGUGCGGGGGGCGGGGCGGACGUGAGCGGUGGCGCAAGGAGUGGGUGCGGGGCGGGGCUCGCUCGCGCCCCGCCUCCCCUGCCCGCCCACACCCCGCCCUCGCCGCCGCACUCGCUGCUGAGCUCGCCCUCGCGCUGCUGCACGCGCUAGAGACCAUCGUACAGUCAGUGAGCGGGCUGGAGUGGGGUCAGACAGCGUGCAGUGCGGCGCUGGGCGUGUUGUUGCGUGCUUUGCAACGUGACCAGAGCGCGCCCGUGCUGCAGCACAUGUUCGCCUCCGUGCGCGCUCUCAUAGUCAAGUUGGGAUGGUCGUGCUGCGGCGAGGAGUCCGGCAUCUGCCGCGUGCUGCUGCGGCACUGCGCCGCGCUGGCUGCCGGCACUCGCGCGCACGCCUCCGCCACGCUCUACGCCCUCAUGCGUCAGCACUACCAGCUUGGCAAUAACUUCAGUCGUGUAAAGAUGCAAGUGACGAUGUCGCUGUCAUCUCUGGUGGGCACGUCCGCCACAUUCAGUGAGGAGGCGCUGCGGCGCGCGCUCAAGACCGUGCUCGUGUACGCUGAGCGCGACGUCGAGCUGCAGGACACCUCCUUCCCCGAGCAGGUGAAAGACCUGGUGUUCAACCUGCACAUGAUCCUGAGCGACACGGUGAAGAUGAAGGAAUUCCAGCAGGACCCCGAGAUGCUGUUGGAUCUGAUGCACCGCAUCGCGCGCGGCUACCAGCACAGCCCCGACCUGCGCCUCACCUGGCUCAACAACAUGGCGCAGAAACAUAUGGAGAGGUCGAACCACCUGGAGGCAGGCAUGUGCCUGGUGCACGGCGCGGCGCUGGCGGCGGAGCAGCUGAAUGCAGGUGGACGUGGCGCCGCGCUGCUGCAGCGUGUCACACACAACGCACUCGACGAGAGCUGCGCUGACGCCCUGCAUCAUCACCUCACGCACCAGGAGCUGCAGGCGCUGCUGGAGCACGCAGCGAGCGAGCUGAUGGCGGCGGGCAUGUAUGAAGCUGUCAACGAGGUGUACAAGGUGCUCAUACCUAUCGCUGAGGAACAGCGCGACUACAAGAAGCUGGCCAACAUACACGGGAAACUAAAUGAGGCGUUUACACGCAUCGAGCAGCUGCACGGCAAGCGCGUGUUCGGUUCAUACUUCCGCGUCUCUUUCUACGGCGCGCGCUUCGGCGACCUGCACGCCGAGGAGUUCAUAUACAAGGAGCACGCCCUCACCAAGCUGCCAGAGAUCUUCAGCAGGCUGGAGAACUUCUACGGAUCUCGUUUCGGGGCGGACAAUGUGGUGAUAAUAAAGGAUUCUAACACGGUGGACCCCGCGACACUGGAGCCCGACAAGGCGUACAUACAGAUCACCUACGUCGAGCCUUACUUCGAGCCACACGAGCUGCGCAAGCGCAUCACGCACUACGAGCGCAAUUAUAACAUCAAGCGGUUCAUGUACGCGACGCCGUUCACAGUGGGCGGGCGCGCGCAUGGCUCGCUGGCGGAGCAGUGCAAGCGCAAGACCAUACUCACCACCGCUCACCACUUCCCAUACGUCAAGACACGUAUACAGGUUGUACAGCGAACUCAAAUAAUCCUCUCACCCAUCGAGGUUGCUAUUGAAGAUAUACAAAAGAAGAUCGCGGAGCUGGCGGCGGCGACUUGCCAGGAGCCUGCGGACCCCAAGAUGCUGCAGAUGGUGGUGCAGGGCUGCAUCGGCACCACCGUCAACCAGGGACCUCUAGAGCUCGCACAGGUGUUCCUGGCGCCGGUGGCGGAGGGUCGGCAGCCCCCCACCCGUCUCACCAACAAGCUUCGACUCGCAUUCAAAGAUUUCUCCAAAAAAUGUCACGACGCGCUGCGCAAGAACAAGAACCUGAUCGGCAGCGACCAGCGCGAGUACCAGCGCGAGCUGGAGCGCAACUUCCAGCGCUUCACGGAGCGCCUCGCGCCCCUCGUGCGGCACACGCCCGGACACGUCGCCAUGCUCAGCAACGGCCUGAGCAAACACGACUACAAAUAUCAAGCUUAAAUUAUCUUAACAUCUUAGAAAAAACAUUUUUAUAUCAAGAUGUCGUAUAUUUUUAUAUUUUAAUUAGAAAUGAUAACAAAAAUGUAUCGCAUCAAUAUUAUCAUUAUCAAACAGUCGAUCUCCUUCGUAUAUCCGAUUUACUAAGGUUACUUAGUUGUUAAGAAAAUUUUAAUUACUUAUGCAUUUAUUACUGUGAGAUUUUUUUCUACUUAUUUUAGUGUAAUUAAGACUUUAUUUGCACAUUAAUUAUGUACAAUUUCUCUACUAUAGUUAUGUUUUUUUGUUGUAAAUA